Molecule: messenger RNA, 291 nt
Organism: Bipolaris oryzae ATCC 44560
Lineage: Eukaryota; Fungi; Ascomycota; Dothideomycetes; Pleosporales; Pleosporaceae
Exons: 1
Coding region: 1-291 (96 amino acids)
Source: RefSeq, a predicted model, not a curated record
AUGGCCCCAGCCUUCACUCACAUCCUCCCGGGUCUACCUGGUGAAUUCACAGACGGGCCCGUGUACGCGACUACCGAGACGCCUUCUGCGCCUACAGGAUCUGCGGUGCCGUGUUCAGGUGCCGGUGCUGGUGCUGGUGGUUCGUAUGGGGGAUCGUACGGAGGAUCAUAUGGUGGCGGUGCAGGUGUGUAUGGAGUCAAGGGAGGUUUGUAUGGAGAUGCUGGCGCUGACUCGCCAUGUACAUUGCGGACGGUUAUCAGACCUUCUGCUAGCAGCGCGGCCUCGUAUUAA